This is a messenger RNA of Otolemur garnettii (small-eared galago), 1243 nucleotides long. Its product is annotated as HLA class I histocompatibility antigen, B-46 alpha chain-like. Gene Ontology annotation, molecular function: signaling receptor binding; peptide antigen binding. The record is from RefSeq and is a predicted model, not a curated record. Gene Ontology annotation, biological process: positive regulation of T cell mediated cytotoxicity; immune response; antigen processing and presentation of endogenous peptide antigen via MHC class I via ER pathway, TAP-independent. Lineage: Eukaryota; Metazoa; Chordata; Mammalia; Primates; Galagidae. The coding region runs from base 35 to 1135 and encodes 366 amino acids. Gene Ontology annotation, cellular component: external side of plasma membrane. The transcript is spliced from 8 exons.
CUCCCCGGACUCAGCGUCUCUUCAGAUUCCGAGGAUGGGGGUCGCGGCUCCCAGAAUCCUCCUCCUGCUGCUCUUGGGGGCCCUAGUCCUGACCGAGACCUGUGCGGGCUCCCACUCCCUGCGGUAUUUCUCCACGGCUGUGUCCCGUCCCGGCCGGGGGGCGCCCCAGUACAUCGCCGUUGGCUACGUGGACGACACACAGUUCGUGCGGUUCGACAGCGACACGGAGAAUCCGAGGAUGGAGGCGUGGGCGCCGUGGGCGGAGCGGGAGGGGCCGGAGUAUUGGGACGAGGAGACACAGCGCGUCAAGGGCCACGCACAGGUUAACCGAGUGUGCGUGGACAUCCUCCGCGGCCGCUACAACCAGAGCGAGGGCGGGUCUCACACUAUACAGUGGAUGUACGGCUGCGACGUGGGGCCAGACGGGCGCCUCCUCCGCGGGUACUGGCAGGAAGCCUACGACGGCGCCGACCAUCUCACCCUGAACGAGGACCUGCGCUCCUGGACCGCGGCGGACCCGGUAGCUCAGAUUGCCAAGCGCGAUUUGGAGGCGAGGCGUGACGCCGAGUACUGGAGGGCCUACCUGGAGGGCAGGUGCGUGGAGUCGCUCCGCAGACACCUGGAGUACGGGAAGGACACGCUGCAGCGCGCGGAUCCGCCAAAGACUCGUGUGACCCACCACCUCACCUCUGACUAUGAGGCCACCCUGAGGUGCUGGGCCCUGGGCUUCUACCCUGCGGUGAUCACACUGACCUGGCAGCGGGAUGGGGAGGACCAGACCCAGGACAUGGAGCUUGUAGAGACCAGGCCUUCCGGGGACAACAGAACCUUCCAGAAGUGGGCAGCUGUGGUGGUGCCUUCUGGAGAGGAGCACAGAUAUACGUGCCAUGUGCAGCAUGAGGGACUGGGGGAGCCCCUCACCCUAAGAUGGGAGCCAUCUUCCCAGCCCAGCACCCCUGUGGUGGGCAUCAUUGCUGGCCUGGUUCUCCUUGGAACUGUGCUCACUGGAGCUGUGGUUGCCACUGUGAUGUGGAGGAAGAAGAGCUCAGGUGGAAAAGGAAGGAGCUACACUCAGGCUACAAGCAGCGACAGGGCCCAGGGAUCAGAUGUGUCUCUCACAGCUUAUAAAGCCUGAGACAGUUGCCUUGUGUGGGACUAUGUGUUCACGCCUCCCUUUUGUGACUUCAAGAGCCUCUGAGUUCUGCAAAUCCUUCUGAAUGACUCUGCAUCCUUGUUUGCCUGA